Messenger RNA from Ictalurus furcatus (blue catfish), 6132 nucleotides. It is a transcript of the gene fhod3a, whose product is annotated as formin homology 2 domain containing 3a. Gene Ontology annotation, molecular function: actin filament binding. Lineage: Eukaryota; Metazoa; Chordata; Actinopteri; Siluriformes; Ictaluridae. The transcript is spliced from 26 exons. Gene Ontology annotation, cellular component: cytoskeleton; cytoplasm. Bases 688 to 4812 code for a protein of 1374 amino acids. The record is from RefSeq and is a predicted model, not a curated record. Gene Ontology annotation, biological process: cardiac myofibril assembly; actin filament network formation; cortical actin cytoskeleton organization.
UCUUCUUUUUAUUAUGACUAUGAACUAUGAAGAUCUCUGGACACACCAUGGCUUAGUGGUUAUCACGUUCUCCUCACACCUCCAGGGUCGGGGGUUCGAUUCCCACUGUGGCCCUGUGUGUGUGGAGUUCGCAUGUUCUCCCCGUGCUGCGGGGGUUUCCUCCGGGUACUCCGGUUCCCCCCCCAGUCCAAAGACAUGCAUGGUAGGCUGAUUGGCGUGUCCAAAGUGUCCGUAGUGUAUGAAUGUGUGUGUGAUUGUGCCCUGUGAUGGAUUGGCACCCUGUCCAGGGUGUACCCCUCCUUGUGCCCCAUGCUCCCUGGGAUAGACUCCAGGUUCCCCGCGACCCUGAAGGACAAGCGGUAUAGAAGAUGGAUGAGAGAGAGAGAGAGAGAGAGAGAGAGAGUCAGAGUCAGCUGGAGGGCGCUGUUUCUUCUGUAAUUAGAGCUGGUCCUCACACACAUAUACACACACACACACACACACAUACACAGAGACACACACACUUCGUUCACGCGCUGUGCAAUGAAAUACACGAGCUAUAGCUGAAGCAGUUUGCAGCGCGCGCGGAGUCACUGGGAUUCUCCGUUAACGGGAUUUGGCGGAAGCGGAUUAACGGAUUUAAACCUGACUCAAAAAAACACCUGUUAAAAAAUCAUUUCCGGUUCCGUUGGUGUAUGGCCGUGCGCCAUGGCCACGCUGUUCGAGUGCAGGGUUCAGUUCUUGGACGACAUUGACCCGUUCAAUAGCACCAACUUCCCGGAGCCCGCGCGCCCGCCGCGCUACUCCUUCCGCCAGGACGCACCGCUCGGAGACCAGCUGGCCGCCGUGCACGCGCUCCUGCGCCCGCCGCACAAGUUAGAUGACUGUGCUCUUCAGCUCUCCCAUAACGGCACAUAUUUGGACUUGGAAUCAUCUCUUGAUGAACAAAUUGAUGAACUGGAGGGAUUUCAGCAGGAUGACUGUGGAGUGAAGGGAAAGAAACACAGUAUUAUCCUGAGGACUCAGCUGAGUGUCCGUGUUCACGCUUGUAUCGAGAAGCUGUAUGACUGUAAUGGCAGAGAUCUCAGAAGGGCUUUAUUCUCUCUCAAACAAAUAUUUCAGGACGAUAAGGACCUGGUCCAUGCAUUUGUGAUGGCGGGGGGACUCACAUGUCUGAUUAAAGUCGGAGCCGACGCGGACCAGAACUACCAAAACUACAUCCUGCGAGCUGUAGGUCAGAUCAUGCUCUAUGUGGAUGGGAUGAAUGGGGUCAUAGGUCAUCCGGAGACCAUCCAGUGGCUCUACAUUCUGAUUGGCUCAAAGUUUCGUCUAGUAGUCAAGACAGCCCUGAAGCUCCUGCUGGUGUUUGUGGAAUAUUCAGAGUCAAACGCCACACUGCUUAUUCAAGCCUUCAAUGCUGUCGAUGCAAAGAGAGGACAGAAACGGUGGUCCAACGCUAUGGAGAUAUUAAACGAGAAAGACGGCAUGGACACGGAGCUACUAGUGUACACCAUGUCCCUCAUUAACAAGACUCUGGCAGCUCUGCCUGAUCAGGAUUCGUUCUAUGACCUGGUGGAUGUUCUGGAGGAGCAGGGCAUAGAACUCAUGACCUCACGCUACAGCACACACAGGAGCACCGAUCCUGAACUGCGGGAGCAAAUCAGAAUAUAUGAGGUAACACUUCAGCAUGAGGAUGGUGAUGAUGAGGGUCAGGCCCUGCCCACAGACCUCAGGUCCACUGUGGGCAGGGCUAAGGGUCAGGGUUUAGAGAGACGCCGCAGUCGUCGGCACUCAUUGGGCAGAACAGGCCACGACUCCCCUUUAAGCCCCGAAUCCUCACAUAGGACAAACUUAAAUAGGAGUGAGCAGAGGCAGGUGAGAUCAUUUUCCACCCUUAGUGCUCCACCUACUCCCAACAAUCAGCAGAAUGAUAGGCCUCCUCUUCUUCUGUCCUCCUCCUAUCGGCAGCAUCAGGAGUCCCUGGCAGCGGAGAGAGAGAGGCGGAGGAUUGAACGGGAGGAGAGACUACAGAGGAUAGAGAGAGAGGAGAGGAAUCGACACAGUCGGGACUAUGCUGUGAACAGGGAGGAGGCUCGAUUAGCUCGGGAAGAAAGAUUUAAAACUGCAGAAAGGUUAGCAGCAGAGGAAUAUGAGCGAGAACGAGCACCGCAUGGCUUCUCAGGCAUCUGUCAAUCAUCUCAGGAUGACACACCCACUUUUGCCAUGUCACAGGAGGUUCUGGAUGUGUCCACUAUAUCACACCUGCCAGAUGACGAGUUAGAAUCAGACUUGCUCUCCCACUCAGAACCUGAGCAAAAGGAACAUGAAGAGGAAGAAGAGGAGAUCAGUGCCGAACAGGUCAUGGAAGAAGCAGAAGAAGAAGGGGAGGAACCUGUAGAGGAAGGGGAGGAGCCUGAAACAGAAGUGGAAGAGCCAGAUAACAAUACUCAGGAUACAGAAGUGGAAGAUAGUGGAAUCUUGAGCGAUAAAGAACGACAGGAUGAAGAAGUGAAUGAAAAAGAUAACUGCUCGGCAUCUAGUAUAUCAUCCAGUAGCACUCUGGAGAGAGAGACAGGUCUGAGCAGUGAGCAAUGUAGAGACAUCUUAAAUAGCAAACUCUUCAUGCUGGACAUGCUGUACUCGCAGAGCAUGAAACCCAGUGAGGAAGAAGAGGAAGAGGAGGCAGAGAAUGAAAAGGAAGCUGGUACACAAGAAAAUGAAAGUGUGGAGUCACUGGUAGUGGGCGGGUCUAAUAUGAGUGAGGAAAACAGCGGUGAGAAAAAGCUUGAGAGUGGAACAGUGCAAGCUUUUGCUGAACGCUUUGGAGACCUUGUCAAAGGCCUGAACUCUCCACCAGCUGAAAUACAGGAACAGCAGAAGCCCCUCCCUCUCCCACCACUUCCACCCACCAAAACAGAGUCUGACCAUAUAUGGGAUCAACUAAUGGUGAAGCCUCAUGAGCUGCGCAUCAGAGACAUUGACUUCACCGAUUUGGGUGAUGAGGAUGAUCAGGACAUCUUGGAUUCAGGAGGUUUAAUUGGGUCAGAAACUCUGGCUCCACCCCCACCUCCCCCUCCUCCAUGCCCCUUCAACACUGCCCCUCCCCCACCCCCUCCAGCCCCUGGAGCUGGGCCAGCUCUGCCUCCUCCCCCUCAACCAGAGUGUUCACUCUUCCAGAAGAAGAAGAAGACAAUCCGUUUGUUCUGGAGUGAGGUGAGGCCGGACGAGUGGCGGUUUCUGGGAUUAAGAAGGGGACACCUGUCCCUCUGGUCAAAACUGGAACCAGUGAAACUGGACAUGAGCAAACUGGAGCACCUAUUUGAGAGCAAGUCCAAGGAAAUGAAUGUAAUCAAGAAAACAGUAGUGGAUAGUAAAAGGCAAGAGAUCAUUGUCCUGGAUUCCAAACGCAGUAAUGCCAUUAACAUCGGGCUCACUGCGCUCCCUCCACCACGAACCAUCAAAGCCGCCAUACUCAACUUUGAUGAAUAUGCACUCAACAAGGAGGGCAUUGAGAAGCUCCUGAUGAUGGUUCCAACUGAAGAGGAGAAGCUGAGGAUUCAGGAAGCUCACAUGUUGAAUCCUGAUGUUCCUUUGGGCAGUGCUGAGUCCUUCCUACUAACUCUCUCUUCCAUCAGUGAACUCUGUGCUCGCCUCCACCUUUGGGCCUUUAAAAUGGACUAUGAAACCAUUGAAAAAGAAGUGGCAGAGCCUUUACAGGACCUGAAGGAGGGCAUGGAGCAGCUGGAGAAGAAUAAGACAUUCCGCUACAUCCUCUCAGCUGUGCUUGGUAUUGGAAACUUUCUCAACGGAUCUAAAGCUAAAGGUUUUGAGCUGAGUUACCUGGAGAAGGUUCCAGAGGUGAAGGACACAGUCCAUAAACAAUCUCUACUGCACCAUGUCUGUUCAGCAGUAGUGGAAAACUUCACAGAUAGUACAGACCUUUACUCGGAGAUUGGCGCUAUUACACGCUCUGCUAAGGUGGACUUUGACUUGCUGCAGGAGAAUCUGGCACAGAUGGAACGCCGCUGCAAAGCAUCAUGGGAAAAUUUGAAGCUGAUUGCUAAGCACGAGAUGAAACCAGCACUCAAGCAGAAGUUGACUGACUUCCUGAAGGACUGUGCAGAGAGGAUUAUCAUAUUGAAGACUGUCCAUCGCCGCAUUAUCAAUCGGUUCCAUGCAUUCCUGCUCUUUCUCGGUCACCCAGCAUUCGGAAUUCGUGAGAUCAGCGUUCAUCGGUUCUGCAAAAUCAUUAGUGAAUUUGCACUGGAGUACCGAACCACACGAGAGAGAAUACUCCAGCAAAAACAGAAACGAGCUGACCAUCGUGAGAGGAACAGAACACGCGGCAAGAUGAUCAUGGACAUCAAUGCCACAACAGAUGAUGAAGAAGAGAAUGGGACAAGUCAGGGAGCUGGAAGCAGCUGCAGCAGUAGUGUCCCUACAGUAAGAAAAAGUGAAAUGCAGGGACUGAACCAUGAGGAAGAUGCAGCAGAGCAUGAAAAUAUGAAAGCAAUACUAAAGAGAAGCCAGCAGGGUAGCAGCACUAACCGGUGCGGAGUACCGGGAUUACGCACACGGACAAGGGCAAGACCCAGCAGAAGUCGUACUGCGGCAGCAUCAGCAAAUGAAGAUAGCAUGACCAACGAUGCAGCUGAUGAGAUCAUGGAACGAAUAGUACGUUCGGCUACACAGAAUUCACAAGAUCGCACCCAACCACGUGAACGGAGACGCUCCCGCGCCAACCGUAAAUCAUUGAGGAGGACAUUAAAGAAUGAUUUGACCCCAGAGGAGGCACAAGCCCUUUGUUUGGAAGCCUUGGUGAUGCAGGUGUGACGAUAUAACCUUUAUAAUCUUUACACAAACACGUACGCCUAUCACUACUGUAGCAGUGAUACCAUUUUUGAGUGGGGGAGUCUGUAUUAGAUUUUUGAGAUCAGGGUUGCAGUGCACCAGUAAGUUUUUUUGUUUUAACCUGUAGCAUCAUUACUGUUUGUGGGUGUAAACGUAUUGGUGCUGCACAAGCAUUUUUUGCUGGUUGUAUUAGGUAUAGGAACUGAAGUUUGUGGUUUUUUUUGUUUGUUUGUUUUUAGAAUCACUUUAGUGUUUUCUGUUUCUAACAUUUAUUUUCUUUCUUUUGUAGUGAUGGAUUCAAUGCCAUUGUAGAGUAAAUGCAGAAUAUCUCCACAGGAACAGAAAAACAAGCAAGACUGUACUGUUAUUUGCAAAGAAUUUCUGAUUUAUGAAAAAUUUAGUAAAAAUAUGAUAAAAAUAAGUUAGACUUGCAGUAUUCCUUUAAUAAUAUUGCGUUGGGUAAUACACCCCCUUUCAGCAACUCGUGUUGAAUUUUCUUUUAUGAGAGGGAUUUACACAAGGAUUUUUUGUUUUGUUUUUAGGGAUUUUUCUAUAUUUUGAAGUGUCCUGAAAGCACUAGAAAGUGUUCACUAUUAAAACUGAACGAGUGAAAUGACCCCUAUAAUGAGUGAGGGGAUUCAAACCAGGGAAAGUGGAUGAGGGUGCAUUAAAAUGAGUAUUGAAACACAGCCUCUUUUUCACUCUCUGUAGUAUGUGGGCUUUAAACAUUGCCUUUCAUUAUUAAUAACUUUAAUUCACUGUUUAUUUUUCUCUGCUUAUUUUAUUUUACUGCUUAUUUUAUCAAACACAUUUGACCAUGUUUAUGUUCUAAUUUGUUAAAAAGAAUAACCUUGAAUGACAUAUUACUGUAAUAAUUGUACAGUAUUUUGACCCAACUGUCCUGUGCACAUUAUUUGAGAGAUUCAUAGUAAAAAUUAAAGAUUUAUAUUGGUUAGAUAUUAACAGAAGCCACAUUUAGUUCUUUUUAAAGUGUAAUUGAAUGGUUGAUAUUGCAUUUCUUUCAAAUUAUUCUGGAAAAAGUACCUUGUAAUAUUUUGGUUUUGUACAAAAUUUCCAAAUGCCCUUCUUUAAUACUGCUAUGUGGUUUGUUUAUCUUUUCUAUGUAUUAUAUGCUAUUUCACUGUAUAAAUUGUGUUACGUUUUAAUUUAAUGAAGAUAUAAAAAAACAACUUGCACGGUCACAUAAAUACACAGCUGUGCUUUACGUUUACACACAGCACUUGAUCUAUACUACAGUGCAUGGCUUUUAUUUAUUUAUUUAUAAAGAUUAAAAUGAGCGUU